GACUCGUUUGCUUGUACAGCCGCCAAGAUGAGGAAAAUUAUGAAACAGGGCAAAAUCGUAAUCGUCCUUAGUGGACGUUACGCCGGCCGCAAGGCCAUCAUUGUGAAGACCUCCGAUGAUGGUACGCCGGAGAAGCCCUUCGGUCAUGCGCUCGUUGCCGGCAUCGACAGAUACCCACGCAAGGUGACCAAGAAGAUGGGCAAGAACAAGUUGAAGAAGAAGUCCAAGAUCAAGCCCUUCCUGAAGAGCCUGAACUACAACCAUCUGAUGCCCACACGCUACACAGCGCAUGACAUCAGCUUCGAGAAACUGUCGCCCAAGGAUCUAAAGGAUCCCGUUAAGCGCAAGACGCAUCGUUUCCAGACUCGCGUCAAAUUCGAGUCGGUGUACAAAGAGGGCAAGAACAAGUGGUUCUUCCAGAAGCUGCGUUUCUAAGCGGCUACUAUAUCUGUGGAGGUCUCUUGAUUUAUUUGUCGACGUUUUUUUUUAAGGUUAAAUAAAAACAAAAUUUUCUGAUAUAAAGUGACCGAAACUAGCAAA
Messenger RNA from Drosophila novamexicana, 540 nucleotides. It is a transcript of the gene RpL27, whose product is annotated as 60S ribosomal protein L27. Gene Ontology annotation, molecular function: structural constituent of ribosome. Gene Ontology annotation, cellular component: ribosome; cytosolic large ribosomal subunit. The transcript has a single exon. The record is from RefSeq and is a predicted model, not a curated record. The coding region runs from base 28 to 435 and encodes 135 amino acids. Lineage: Eukaryota; Metazoa; Arthropoda; Insecta; Diptera; Drosophilidae. Gene Ontology annotation, biological process: translation.